GGUAUCAGCCUCCUCCCCCUUUGAACGUACCACAUUCAUUCUUCAAAUUUAUUGUUCUUUAAUAAGUAAUUUAAGUUUUCCGUCGAUCGAUCUGUGGGUUAAUUAGAAGUUACGAGAAUGGCAUCCUCCUCGUCGUCGUCAAAUUCCGGGGGGAAUUGGACGGCGAAGCAGAACAAGCUGUUCGAGAAUGCGCUGGCGACGUACGACGAGAACAGCGCCGACCGGUGGGCGAAAGUGGCGAGGGCGGUCGGCGGGAACAAGACGGUGGAGGAAGUGAAGAGGCACUACGAGAGGCUGGUGGAGGACGUCUGCCUCAUCGAGUCCGGCCAGGUGCCCCUCCCCGAUUACGGCGUCGCCGCCUCUAACGGGUACAACAACAACAAGUGUACGGCCGCUCACGAAGAACAGAGGUUGAAGUAUCUUAAACUAUAAUAAAGAAGGCAGAAUCUGCAACAAUUACAAAAUUCUAAAGAGAAUUUUAGUCGAGAAUAGAUGUAGUAAUUGGUCAAAAUUGCAAGAAGUAAUCGAGACGGAUUAAUCCCCCCACUUUUUUUGUCUCCCCUCUAAUGAUAGAUAUUUCCUCUCUCCUAUCUGGCUCGCUCUUAGCACCGAGGAACAUCUCUUACUUUCAAUUCCUCGCACGCUCUCAUUGUAAUGGAUAUGUGUAUUUCUAUUAUUUUACUAGAAUAUCAAUUUAGUGUACCUUGUUCUUAAA
Molecule: messenger RNA, 715 nt
Organism: Malania oleifera
Lineage: Eukaryota; Viridiplantae; Streptophyta; Magnoliopsida; Santalales; Ximeniaceae
Product: protein RADIALIS-like 3
Exons: 2
Coding region: 118-432 (104 amino acids)
Molecular function (GO): DNA-binding transcription factor activity
Source: RefSeq, a predicted model, not a curated record